AUGGCAAUGGGAGUUCAACUGUUGCUUCGAGACUCCAGGGGGCAAGUCCUGCUUUGCUUCCUCUUGGGGACCCUGUGGGAGGCCGGGUCCGGGCAGAUCCGCUACUCGGUUCCCGAGGAGAUGGAGAAGGGCUCUUUUGUGGGCGAUAUCUCAAAGGAUCUGGGGCUGGAGCCACAGGAACUGGCCAAGCGCGGAGCUCGCAUUGUCUCGGGAGGUAAGAAGCAGCAUUUCACUCUAAAUUUACAAAACGGUCACUUAUAUGUCAGUGAGAAAAUAGACAGAGAAAGCGUAUGUGGACAAAUCCUUCAGUGUCUGAUGACUCUCCAGGUUCUCAUGGAGGAGCCAGUAAAGCUAGUACAUGCAGAAGUGGAAAUCCUAGAUAUAAAUGAUAAUUCGCCCACCUUCCCUGUGGAGGAAAUUUUGUUAGAGAUCGGAGAAAUAACCACACCAGGGGCCCGCUUUCAUCUCCAAGAUGCGCAGGAUCCCGACGUAGGUAGCAAUUCUGUCCAGAAUUACCUACUUGGCCGCAGAACACAUUUCAGCCUCAAUGUGCAGACGAAGGCUGGUGGUACCAAAUAUGCCGAGCUGGUACUAGAAAAAGCUCUGGACCGGGAGGAACAAGCCGAGCACCAGCUCCUCCUCAUAGCGGCUGACGGCGGGGAUCCGGCGAGAACCGGAGAAACCCUGAUUCGGAUCCGAGUGUUAGAUGGGAAUGACAAUGCGCCCAUGUUUCAGCGCUCUCUCUAUGAGGUGAGCUUGCCUGAGGAUGUGCAACCGGGCACAGUGGUAGUCAAGGUGCAGGCCACGGACCGUGACGAAGGUUCCAACGCCGAGAUAACUUAUUCGCUAAUAAAGCUCUCUGAGGCCUCUUCCCUGCUGUUCCAAAUUGGGUCCGCCAGUGGAGAGCUCAGAAUAGCGGGAAGCCUGGAUUUCGAGGCGGAUCAGUUACAUGAGCUAGAAGUGCAGGCGAUAGACGGAGGAGGACUUUCUGCGUUGGCCCACAUUCUACUGCGAGUGACAGAUGUUAAUGACAACCCCCCAGAAAUCACCAUCACUUCCCUCUUCAGUCCAGUCCCAGAAGACUCUCCACUUGGGACUAUAAUUGCCCUUUUUAACGUACAUGACAGAGAUUCUGGAGAAAACGGGCAGAUCCGGUGCGAGAUUUCCAGACAAGUUCCUUUCGAGAUUUCCCGUUCAUUUGAUAACUAUUAUAGCUUGAUAUCCAGUGAAAUCCUGGACAGGGAGCGAAUUUCCCGCUAUAAUAUCACUAUCACUGCGGAAGACAGAGGGGAUCCACCCUUAACGUCAAACCAAGUGAUACAACUGCAGGUGUCAGAUAAAAAUGAUAAUCCCCCGGUAUUCCACCAAAGUCACUAUUUAGCUUAUCUAAUGGAAAACAAUUCACCAGGAGCUACAAUGUCUUCUCCCAAAGCGAGUGACGCAGACAGCGAAGAGAAUGCCCGAGUCACUUACUCAAUUACCAACGAGACUUUCCAGGGUUCUCCACUCUCUUUCUUUAUUUCCAUCAACUCUGAGACGGGUGUCCUCUAUGCUUUGCGCUCCUUCGACUACGAACAAUUCAGGGAGCUACAGUUGAGAGUGACAGCUAGAGACUCCGGCGACCCUCCUCUCAGCAGCAACGUGUCCCUGACUCUGUUCAUCCUGGAUCAGAAUGACAACACCCCGCAAAUCCUGUAUCCUGCCUUCCCUACAGAUGGUUCUAGUGGGAUGGAGCUGGCUCCCCGCUCUGCCGAGCCAGGCUACCUGGUGACCAAGGUGGUGGCAGUGGACGCAGACUCUGGCCACAACUCCUGGCUGUCCUACCGUCUACUGAAGUCCACAGAGCCCGGGCUUUUCUCGGUGGGAUUGUACACGGGUGAGAUAACGACUACCCGGGCUUUCCUGGAUAAAGACUCCCUCAAGCAAACUCUAGUAGUAGCUGUUAUAGACAAUGGGGAGCCUCCUCUCUCUGCCACUAUCAGUGUUACAGUUGCAGUGGCUGACAGUAUCCCUGAGAUCCUUUCAGAUCUCAGCAGCCUAGUGACCCCUGAAUUUCCAAAUGACUCCAAUCUCACAUUCUACCUGGUCAUCGCGACAGCUACAGUCUCCUGCCUAUUCUUUUCUUUCAUUAUCCUGUUACUGGCACUCCGCCUUCGAAGGUGGUAUGUGGAGCUGGGAUCAGUAAGUACACAUCUGGAGGGUGUUCAAGCCUCCCACUUCCUAGGCAAAGAUGGAGUACAAGCGUUUCUCCAGACUUACUCAUCUGAGGUUUCCUGUACCAUUGACUCUCGGAAGAGCCAUUUAAAAUUUUCAGCAAGUAAUUCACAGGAAUUUACUAGCAAGCAAGGAUCUGACCAGAGAGAAUCUGUUAUGUCUUGGGACGCCUGCAAUAAAGCAAAAGAAGAGCAAGCCUUCAUUAAGCUGUUGGCCCAUGCCCAGCCAGACCUGGGCUGGAGCAGAAGACCCACUGUGCGUCAUCGGGACGAUUUACUGCGCAUUCUCAGCGAACACCUAAUAGAGGAAAGCUCCUACUCAUACAUUCGGCUUCUGCUCCUCGGAUUCUGCCCCAGGACCCAAGGAUUCGCCGUUUCUGAAGAAAGGAGCCUCUUUUCUUUGGCAUCGGUGGACCGGAGAGACCAAGCCCUAAACUGCACCGCUUACAUCAGGAUCACGGCGGUAGAAGCCAAUGAUAAUCCCCUUGUCUUCAGCCAGGAUGACUGCAGAGUCAGUCUGCAGGAGAACCUGCUCUUAGGAUCCUCGGUGCUGGCAGCGACCUGGCCCAGCUUAUCAUCUCAUCUCAAUGACCACAACCCGGACAUCUUUGCGCAGCACUUCUUCGACUAUGAACAGGCCCGUACCUUCCAACGGACUUCACAGGCCCACGAUGCAGACUCUCCCUCACUCAGAGCCAAUGUGCGAGUUUUCAUUGUGAACCGUAGUGACAAUGCCAUGAACAUCCUCUAUCGGACCCCGGGGGGCAGAGGCCAGCCCCCUCUGCCCACUACUGUGUGUCUGCACUUGGUUUUUGCCGACAGCCUGCAGGAGGCGCUGCCUGAGAAGAGAGGCGAGGCUUCAACUGCCUUGGACCCUCAUUCGGAGCUGUAG
Messenger RNA from Trichosurus vulpecula (common brushtail), 3105 nucleotides. RefSeq names its product protocadherin gamma-A10-like. Gene Ontology annotation, biological process: homophilic cell-cell adhesion. The record is from RefSeq and is a predicted model, not a curated record. Gene Ontology annotation, molecular function: calcium ion binding. Bases 1 to 3105 code for a protein of 1034 amino acids. Gene Ontology annotation, cellular component: plasma membrane. Lineage: Eukaryota; Metazoa; Chordata; Mammalia; Diprotodontia; Phalangeridae. The transcript is spliced from 5 exons.